Molecule: messenger RNA, 3616 nt
Organism: Pseudoliparis swirei
Lineage: Eukaryota; Metazoa; Chordata; Actinopteri; Perciformes; Liparidae
Gene: klhdc10
Product: kelch domain containing 10
Exons: 9
Coding region: 521-1699 (392 amino acids)
Biological process (GO): positive regulation of stress-activated MAPK cascade
Molecular function (GO): protein binding
Source: RefSeq, a predicted model, not a curated record
CAACAGUACGCUAACGACGAGUUGUUUCCCUUAACGCUGCCGUAUUCCGCCUGUCAAACAAACACCGUGUGGCCGAGAACAGCUGCUCCGCGCACGCGCGCGCACACACGACGCCCUCCUACUGUGCGCGUGCAGGGUUUGUAAACGUGUCCCGUAACGCUGCUAAGCUAACCUAGCCACGAUGCCUGUGUAUCUUUGUAUAGCUUUAGAGCCACCAUAUGAGCUAUAUUAAAGUACCUGUUACCAAUUUAACGAGAAUGGUUCUCGGAGUCGGUCACCUUUUUGUUAAAAAAACGUGUCCUUCAGCUGCACAGUUAACUUCUAGUGAUGUGGCCUCAUUAUUGAUUGGGUUUUAUGGACUUUGAGUGUUUCCAGGAGAUUCAGGGCUGGGGACAAAGUAUUGAUAAUAGUAUUCUCAAGAUCAUAUAUCUAGCUCGCUAUUACUCAAUGGACAUGGUGUGUUAUGAUCGUGAUGAUCCAUCAUGUGUGGGACAAUUGUUUUUGAUUUCUCUCAUUGUCCAUGUAUCCUGGGCAUGUUCUGUUUUUGUUUUUUUGUGUACCACAGAUAUCGAUUGCAGUCACACCUUUGGGCCAAGCAAUGUGUAUCACACAGUCCAACUCAGGUCACCGUGCUCCCCCUGCCCGCAGCGGGCACCGCUGCGUCGCGGACAACACCAACCUCUACGUGUUCGGAGGGUACAACCCGGACUACGAUGAGUCAGGAGGCUCGGAGAACGAAGACUAUCCGCUGUUCAGGGAGCUGUGGAGGUACCACUUUGCCACCGGCUGCUGGCAGCAGAUCCGAACAGAGGGCUACAUGCCCACGGAGCUGGCGUCUAUGUCGGCGGUUUUGCACGGCAACAACCUCCUCGUGUUCGGCGGCACCGGCAUUCCCUUCGGUGAGAAUAAUGGCAACGACGUACACGUCUGUAACGUAAGGUACAAGCGGUGGUCGCUGCUCAACUGUCGGGGGAAGAAGCCCAACAGAAUCUACGGACAGGCAAUGGUUAUCAUAAAUAGCUUCCUGUACGUGUUUGGAGGGACGACGGGUUACAUCUACAGCACAGACCUGCACAGGCUGGACCUGACCACCAGGGAGUGGAUUCACCUCAAGCCCAACAAUCCGCCCGAUGACCUGCCUGAGGAACGGUACAGGCAUGAAAUAGCACAUGACGGACAGAGGAUCUACAUUCUGGGAGGAGGAACGUCCUGGACAUCCUACCCUCUGGACAAGAUCCAUGCUUAUAAUCUGGAGACUAAUUCCUGGGAGGAGAUUCCAACUAAACCUCAUGACAAAAUAGGGUACCCUGCUCCUCGGAGAUGCCAUAGCUGUGUACAGAUCCGAAAUGAUGUAUUUAUCUGUGGAGGCUACAACGGGGAAAUAAUUUUGGCGGAUCUGUGGAAGAUCAGCCUGCAGACUUUCCAGUGGAGUAAACUGCCAGCAGUGGUGCCGGAGCCGGCCUACUUCCACUGUGCUGCCGUCACCCCAGCUGGCUGUAUGUAUAUCCAUGGGGGCGUGGUGAACAUCCACGAGAACAAGAGAACUGGCUCUCUGUUUAAGAUCUGGCUGGCCGGGCCCAGCCUGCUGGAGCUGUGCUGGGAGAAGCUCCUCAAGGCCUUUCCUCACCUGACUUCACUCUCCACAGUGCAGCUGCUCAACCUGGGCCUCACAAAGGAACUCAUCGAACGCUUGAAAUAGGCCGCACGGUGGAGGACGGACACAUGACUGGAUGGGACAGAGUGGACUGGGAGGAGUUGAGGUCUGGCGGAGCACAGCUUUCAAUUCAUAGCAACAUUCUGUGGACAACGCCCUCUCCCCUCCCUCCCGUAGCCCCGCCUUAAAACCAAAAACAAUGGGAUGCCUUUUGUGUUGCUUUUUCUUCUUUUUGUUGCUUUUUCAGUGAAGAUCAAUUAAUUCAAUGUGGAAUGUUUUAUGGAUUUUACCCAACUCCCUCUCUUACAUGAUGCCUUUGUGUCAUGCUAAACAUGAUUUCCCACUUCUAAUCCUCCAAACUGUGAAAGCUGGAAAUACUUUAUUUUGCCGCGUCAUUUUUUUUCAAGGACAGUCUCUCCCGUGUAAAAACAAAACAAAAAAAACAAAUCUGCCUUCUCUUCUACUUUUUAAGAAAUCUGGGCAAAGGAAGAAUGCAUGUGUAUUUAUUUGAAUGACUACAUUUUUUCCCCUCAGUUUUUGUCAUCUGAUAUUGCUGUUUGCACACUUCGUCUGUUUUUGUGUACAUUUACAUUUUUCUUUUUAAUAGAUCAUACCAGUGUGUUUGCACAUUAUAGAGUAUUUAAUUCAACAUUUUUGUUUCUGCUAACCUUUUAGAUUUUUUUCUAUUGAUUUUGCAAUGUUCCGGGCAGCCUUUUUAUUUCACCUGUCCUCCUUCUGGUAUGAAAAUCAACUUUCAGAGUCUUGAGUUGCUUUACAUCGUUGCAUAGUCAAUCACACUGAUUGUUGAAGUUAUGUUGUAUUGCAUACAUUUGGCAUAAAUUAAAGCAGACAUGAUAUUCACUUUGAGGGAUUACUAAUCUUAAAUGUCUUUAAGUAGUUUUCAUACUAUAUUAAUGGAAACCAGUGUCUGCCUUGAGGGAAGAAAAAACAUUUUUUAAGUUUCAGUUAUUGUACGGAUGCCUUGAAAAUGGUCACGAGUUGUAUGUUUGUGGUAAAUUAGCAACAAAAAAAUGCAGAAACACUUUUCUUAAUUAGUGACUGGAGGAAUGUUUCAAUGCUGGAUUUGCCUACAUCUGAGCACUUGUAUUUUCUGUAUUCAUCUCACAACCUAGUCCACAAAACAGUCUGCAGAAAUCUUUAAUUGCCAUGCCGUUUGCUUUCAGCUCUCAUUUAUACACCAAACCAUGCAACACAUCACUGUGAAUUUGGUGCUCUUUAAAAUUAAUUCUAAAUGCUUUUAUUCAAAUAAAGACUUCCUUUCUGUUAAGACAUUUACUCUCUCUGUUGAUGACACGAAACGUUUUGCACAGGGAGUUACUUCAGUAGCGGGCUUAUACCAAUGUAUUGUUUGGACUGCAGUGCCUUUUUCAAACAUUUACUGAGGCUGACAUUUCAUUAACAGGCAGUAUAAGAGCUUUACAUAUUAAGACUAAGGAUUUUUGUACAUUUGAGCUAUUUUGACCAAGCCGCUACAUCACUAAACAUCUUGGUGUCAGCAAUAUACUUUUUAUUUUUUAUAUGCUGCUUCAAGGUUGCAGAGACUUUGUAUUCUGUUAAUGGCCAGAUAUUUAUUAAGGAUGCAGCAUGUUGGGCCUUUUGGGUAUAAAUAUGAUCCUAAAAGCACUUGUUCAACAUACUGCUCUUAUGUAUAAAACAAUUAUCUAACAGAUGCCACAAAAUAUAAACUUGGACAAUGAUUCUUGUGAUGAGGUUAGGUGAGACCGAGGAAGGGACGCCGCCUCACGGUUUGGUCUGCCUGCACUUUACAUUGCCUCUAUGUUCGACAAACUACUUUGUGCAUGAUGUAACUUCCUGCAUUUAAAAUUAACAUCAAACCUUUACUAUGGAACAGUUUUAAAGAUGAUCCCUAACAUGUUGUACAGUAGGCUUGUGUGAAUGUUGUGUUGGAGUACAUGUCAAUAAAAGUGUUCUGUAAAUAUU